CCUCAUGACUGUCACUAGAGUGAAAACUCAGCAGACAGGAAAGGUGCGAGAGAGUGUGUAUGAAUAUUAAAGAAAAGGCCUUUGCUAAGAAUGUGAACAGAAGGAAGUGACCUCACUCAGGAUCGGUUCUGUGGAAUCUUAUUACAAGAGAAGAAUGGAGGGCAUUGCACUUUAGGUUUGGAAAGCCAAGCAGACCAAAGCCAGACAUCAUUGCAGAAAGACCAACUGAGAUUCAGCUGUGUGGACAUUUAUUAUUUAAAGGUUCUGAGUAAGACAUGGCUUCCCUGGGCAUGCAAAUGCUGGCCAGUUCUUUGGCUCUUUUGGGUUGGGUUGGAGCUCUCCUGUCCUGUGUCUUCCCUAUGUGGCGUGUGACAGCCUUUGUUGGAACCACCAUCGUCACCUCAGAAACCAUGUGGGAAGGCAUUUGGAUGAGCUGCGUGACACAGAGCACAGGCCAGAUCCAGUGCAAACCGUAUGAGUCCACGCUCGCACUCAGCACGGAUCUCCAGGCUGCCCGGGCCCUGAUGGUGAUGUCCAUUCUCACGGGAGCGGGGGGCCUGAUUUUGGCCUUCCUUGGAGGAAAGUGCACUAUCUUCCUGAGCCGAACCAAAAGCACCAAAGCUAAAGUCACCGGAGCUGCCGGCGUCACGCUGACCGUCGCUGGCAUUCUUUGCUUGAUUCCAGUGUCAUGGUCGGCUGGCAUUGUAGUGAAGGCAUUCUACAACCCGCUGCUGACGGAUUCGCAACGCAGGGAGAUCGGGGGAGCCAUUUAUUUAGGCUGGGGUGCAUCUAUCCUACUGCUUUUAGGCGGGGGAAUGCUGUGCACCUCAAUCUGCACAGGGAACACAGUGGAUGACGAUGGUCCUUCUGUGAAAUACUUGGUCGUGCGUUCUUCGCUGGCAGGGUCCAGCAUGGCGGGUUCACAGAGGAUGCGACCGGUCUCCGUGAAGUCUCUGCCAAACAGCGCUCCUUCUGUGAGGUCACAGUGGAGUCAGAAAGCACCUAUGAAUCAUCAGAACAGAUUACCCUCCACAGGCUCAGAUCACAGCAAGCCAUCGACCACAAAGUCACAGCUUGCCAGAGCUGAGUCAGUAGCAGAGUCUGAGCAGAGUGAGGGGGCGUCAACAAACUCUCAGCUGAUUGAGAAAAGUUUGGAUCAGACAGUGACAGCCGCUGAACCAAAAGACACAUCUGAAGAUCCUUCAAAGACAUAUAUUUGAU
Molecule: messenger RNA, 1221 nt
Organism: Triplophysa rosa
Lineage: Eukaryota; Metazoa; Chordata; Actinopteri; Cypriniformes; Nemacheilidae
Gene: cldn30
Product: claudin 30
Exons: 1
Coding region: 276-1220 (314 amino acids)
Biological process (GO): cell adhesion; bicellular tight junction assembly
Cellular component (GO): bicellular tight junction; plasma membrane
Molecular function (GO): structural molecule activity
Source: RefSeq, a predicted model, not a curated record